AAACCCGGCGGCGCCCCGCCUUGCCAAUUCGCGACCACAAAAUUCCACGAUGCGUGGCUUUUUCUUGGCGGGGAGCGAGGGGGACGGCCGGCAAUUUUCGUUGGCUGCUGUACCUGCUCCGACGGACCAAUUGUGGGUGUCGGCAUUGUGGUCCAGCCCCCGUUGUUGUGGGCUCCAUUGUUAUCCGGACAAUGGUUGGUCGCCGCGGGGGAGGCGUCUCCCUAUUGGUCGGCCAUUGUGGCCCCGCGCGCGCUGAUUGGCUGCGCGCCGCCACGUUUUGUUAUGGGGGAACAGUGCGGUGACGUCACGCGCAGCGGCGCCCGCCACUGACGGGAAUCCGUAAGAAUACUCAGUGUGGCCGGCAUUGGCUGUGGAACAACACGGGGGCGGCUGCGCGCAUUGUUCGCGGGCUGCACACUCACACACGGAGCUCACUCUGUGCCGCGACACGCCCGACGACACACUAUGUGUUGACGUGCUACACCAGCGCUCUGUGCUGCACCACCAGCAGGACCACACAUUGUUUACAGCGGAGCGACGCACAACCCGGACGGCGCGGGGCCGACGGAGGCGGAGUGUCACACAGAUCGAUAAUGUCGUCGAAGAGGAAGUCUCUGCCCAGUAAGGUUCUCGACGCUUACCCGGACACCGGAGACAUGCUUGUGGAGGACACGCCCAACCUCGUCACCACCACCGCCGGGGACUCUGACAACUCGGCGGCGGGGUCAGAGUUCAGCUACGGGGAGGAGGGCACCGUGGGCAUGUCCCCGCCGCGGUGGUCAGACCCCGAGGUGACGGCGCCCACCAGCACGGCGGACGCCAAGAGGAGUCGCCGUGAGAGUUCCGCUGACUCCGAUGACCUGGCGCACCUUCACCCCUUCGCCAACCCGUUCUUCCAGGCGCGGCUACAGGAGGCGCGGCUGCAGCAGGAGCAUGCCAGGCUGCUGCAGGAGGCUGCCAGACACGAGCAGCAGCAGCAACAACAGCAACAACAACAGCAGCAGCAACAACAACAGCAGCAGCAACAACAACAACAGCAACAGCAACAGCAACAACAGCAACAACAACAGCAACAACACCUACAUCAUCAACAACAACAGCUGCAGCACCACUUACAACAACAGCAUCAGCAACACCUUCAUGCGCAACAACAACAACAGCAGCAGCAACAGCAACAACAACAGCAACAACAACAACAACAACAGCAACAACAACAGCAACAGCAGCUACAGCAACAGCAGCACCACCACCACCACCAGCCGCCGCCGCCACAGCCGCCGCCUCCCCCGCAGCCCGGCAGGAACUCCCUCUCACCGCUGACGGAGGUGGAGCGCGGCGGCCUGCUGGUCAAUGCGGCCCGCAAGUCGAUGGACGACGUGCUAAAGCGGCUCACCUCCAAAAUGAGUCACAGCACCCUGGACGACGCCGAGCAGGGCAAGAGGGAGCGGGAAGGCAGUGCCAAGGCCCCAGAGUCCCGCGUGCCUCAGUCCAGCCCGCCAGUGACCUCCUCGGGGGCGGCGCGGCGACCAUGACUGACCCGCUCGCCUCCAUGACGCAGCUGCUCAACACGGACCCUGAGGAGCUGCAGAACCACGAGAAGCGAAUUACCGAAAUGAUCAACCAACUACAGAAGAUCCGAGACUUCAUCCGCACGCCGCGACCCCAGGAGACCCCGCUG
This is a messenger RNA of Scylla paramamosain (green mud crab), 1678 nucleotides long. RefSeq names its product alpha-protein kinase 1-like. Bases 594 to 1532 code for a protein of 312 amino acids. Lineage: Eukaryota; Metazoa; Arthropoda; Malacostraca; Decapoda; Portunidae. The record is from RefSeq and is a predicted model, not a curated record. The transcript is spliced from 3 exons.